AUGAAUGACGAUCUACCACAAACUAUUCUACGAUUGUCACAAAAUCUCAUCCAUCCAGCAACAUCUGAUUUUCUUCCGGACACGGAUAGCCGCCGUUUAGUUGGCCAAACAACCACCAAUCCACCCGCUGACAGUUGGGAUCGAAAUUCUGCAGAUACCUGCGGAGGUAUCGUGGUCCCCUUGUCCUUUGAUCGACUCACACCGUUCGAAUCGUCACAAUUUCCGAAAGAACGCGCUUAUCCUUUAGUUUGCCGCUGGAUUGUCAAGGUACCGAGUAAGAAUUGCAGUCUGGCUCGAAUCACGUUGAGGGUGGACUGUCGCAGUCGAUUUCCGGAUGUGGUCGGAUGCGCUAGAGGAUUUUACCGUGUUUAUCCAUUCAUGAAGGAAGCAAAAAUUUGCGGGCGCAUUGGCGACGUUCCGCCCUUCCAGUGGUACGUCGACAACCACCAACCAAAAGAUGUGACCAUUAUUAUGGAUAAUACAGGAAUCGGCGACGGAAACCCUGAGAGCUUGUCAUUUACCCUUCAAGGUGAAUGUGUGAAUGACAAGAAGAUUGGAGUCAGAAAGGAAAACGUCAGAUUCAGUCGACGAUGGAUAAAUCGACAAAUCGAAGAUUUUGAAGCCGGAGAAGGGCCUAGAAUAAUCAUCAAGCCCAGCCAUGGUCUCAAACAUCAAAUUCCCGUUACAAAAGUACCAAAAACUACUUCAACUAGCACAGCACCAACUAAACAACCAGCUGUUUUUAAUGACAACAAUCCUGAAAACGAACCUUGGCUCAUCUCGCAAUCCCCCGAAUCCAGCCAUCCAUCACAUUCGUCGGAUUCAGUCACCUAUUUCCCUUCGUCAAAAAACAAGUCAGCGGCCAUCAUCGACGACCGUUUGCACACCCACAACUUAUUUCAACGACUAUCAAUAAGACAUUCCAUGGGUUAUUCUAAAAUCUCCUGAGCAAACUGACGACCAUUAUUCGUCAUCAUCGUUUGCAAUUUACCCACAUAAUAACCAAGCCGAUAAUGUGAAACAACUCCCAGAAAUGACGACUACAAAUCCGUGGCUGGCUCUGAAAUCUGCUUACCUUCGUAAAAUUCUACGUUUUCGCCAUUAAAGUCAACAUCUCCCUACAAUCAACAUUACUAUUCAAAAGACCCAAACCGCAAUAUCAUAAACAAGGAAAAACUUAACACUGAAAUCACUUCUCUACUACCUAGGACAACAGCUAAAUAUAUUCCAACAACUGGCAGGCCAAUGACGACCGAUCUGCCAACAACCGAUCCACAAAGGUCUAG
Daphnia pulicaria is the source of this 1286-nucleotide messenger RNA. RefSeq lists its product as uncharacterized. The transcript is spliced from 5 exons. The record is from RefSeq and is a predicted model, not a curated record. Lineage: Eukaryota; Metazoa; Arthropoda; Branchiopoda; Diplostraca; Daphniidae. The coding region runs from base 1 to 948 and encodes 315 amino acids.